GCCUGCAGUUCAAGAGGACCCCAGGGCUGCCAGGGCCGUCAGGACUGUGUGGAAUGGAUGGAAGUGAAGGAGACCCUGGACAACAAGGAGCGAAAGUACCUCGAGGACUGAAGGGUCCAAAUGGACCGAGGGGAGAAAAUGGACCGAAAGAACUGCCUGGGUCACAAGGUUUACGUGGAGAACAGGGCAAAAAAGGGGAAGUAGGAAAAAAAACAGAUUUUAUGAUGAAGAGAAAGAUAAAAAUGUGUAUGACGAGGAAAAUGAUAAAAAGUAUACUUAUGUUACGCGAAAUACGCUGGAACAAAACGCACUUGCAGAUGUUAACAAAUCGCUCGAAGUGA
Messenger RNA from Cercopithifilaria johnstoni, 341 nucleotides. NCBI's taxonomy places the organism in Eukaryota, Metazoa, Nematoda, Chromadorea, Rhabditida, Onchocercidae. The record is from the annotation of a GenBank genome assembly.